GACUGAGGGCGGACUGCCCGGUGCAACAAACACAGCCGGGCAGCACAGAGGGGUGGAGUCCAGUCUCACAGCCAGGUGCGGCACUUUAAUGCUUCAGUUGGAUGGUUUUCCUACUGGAGACGGUGUUAAGGCUGAUCGAUCGGCUGGCAGACUGACUGGAUCCAUGAUGGAACUACAGACGUUACAGGAGGCUCUGAAGGUGGAGAUCCAGAUCCAUCAGAAACUGGUUGCCCAGAUGAAGCAGGACCCUCAGAACGCAGAUCUGAAGAAGCAGCUCCACGAACUUCAGGCAAAGAUCACAGCGCUCAGUGAGAAACAGAAAAAGGCGGUGGAGCAGUUGAGGAAGGAGCUGUUGGUGAAACAGGAGCCGGAGGCGAAGCUGCAGCUGCACGUCCAAACUCCUCCAGCAGGCGGCGACAUAAAGCCGACCAACCUGCUGCAGAGCCAGCAGAUACCUGGAGGACUGCAGCAGACCCUGACAGUCACGCCGGUCCUCACCACGAAGACUCUACCUCUGGUGCUGAAAGCUGCCGCCACGCCCGCCCUGCCCGGCUCUGUCCUGCCGCAACGCCCGCCUGCCGUCGCUAUGGUAACCACAGCUAUCCCCAAACCCGACUCGCAGAACGCCCCCAUCAACCUGCAGGUGGCCAACAAGCUGACCAAUCAGAGCUCGGAGCCCGUGCGACUGGUGUCCAAGAACGCCAUGGUGGUGCAGGCCACCACCACCGCCCAGCCAAUCAAAGUUCCUCAGUUUGUUCCUCCUCCUAGACUGACGCCUCGACCCACCUUUCAGCCACAGGUAAGGCCAAAACCGGCCACACCCACCAACAUCCCCAUCGCCCCGGCCCCUCCCCCGCCCAUGAUGGCGGCCCCCCAGCUGCUCCAGAGGCCCGUCAUGUUGGCCACCAAGCUUUCGUCUUCGCUGCCCUCGGCGGCCCCCAUUCACCAGGUCCGCAUCGUUAACGGACAGCCCUGCAGCAAGACCGGCUCCGCCCCGCUGACGGGCAUCGUCAUCACCACGCCGGUCUCUGCCACUACCCCCACCCGCCUCGCCAGCCCCGCCCAGGCACCAAACCCCAUCCCCACCCCGACUCCUGCCCAGCCCAUCCAGAUCAGCAGCCUGACCACUGAGCCCAAGACUGUUAAAUCAGGAGGUGGAACAGAGCAGAAGGCCGUCGUCAGCCUCCCCUCCUCCUCCACUCCUCCGUUAUCUCCUCCUCCCAGAUCCAAGAAGGAGGACAACCCAGAGAAACUGGCCUUCAUGGUGUCUUUGGGCCUCGUAACACACGACCACUUGGAAGAAAUUCAGAGCAAAAGACAGGAGAGGAAGAGGAGAACGACGGCCAACCCGGUGUACAGCGGCGCCGUGUUUGAACCCGAGAGGAAAAAGAGCGCAGUGAGUUACCUGAACAGCCCUCUGCACCAGGGGACCAGGAAGAGAGCCAACGAAGACUCCCUUUCCAAGGUAUGUCAUACAGACUGUUUGUUUUUGUUUUCUUCCCCCCUCUCCAUCUUUCUUUUUUUCUUUGUUUUCCGUCUUUGUUGUCUGUCUCAUUACCCAGGUCGCCCACCCAAAUACAGCAGCGUCCCGGAGCUGGGCAGCCUCACCCCGACCUCCCCCUCCAGCCCCGUCCAUCCCCUCCCCCUGCCCAGCCCCAGCUCUGGGGAUGGAGACAUCCAUGAGGAUUUCUGCACUGUGUGCAGACGCAGUGGCCAGUUGCUCAUGUGCGACACGUGUUCUCGUGUUUAUCACCUCGACUGCCUGGAUCCACCCCUGAAAACCAUUCCUAAAGGCAUGUGGAUCUGUCCAAAAUGUCAAGAUCAGAUCCUGAAAAAAGAAGAAGCCAUUCCCUGGCCCGGUACUCUGGCUAUUGUUCAUUCCUACAUCGCUUACAAAGAAGCUAAAGAAGAGGAGAAACAGAAGCUGAUGAAGUGGAGUUCUGAACUGAAAGUGGAGCGAGAGCAGCUGGAACAGAGAGUCAAACAGCUCAGCAACUCCAUAACGAAAUGCAUGGAGACCAAAAACACCAUCCUGGCUCGUCAGAAAGAGAUGCAGCUUUCCCUGGAAAAAGUCAAACACCUGAUUCGCCUCAUCCAAGCCUUCAAUUUCAACCAAGCUCUGGCAGAGACAGAGGGUAAGGACGUCAGUGCCAGAGUCCAGGACAGUGCUGAAGUUGCAGUCGGCUCUGAAGCCACGCCAGAAGCUAACUCUGUAGAGAGCGUGAAGGCUGGGAGCUCCUCAGCCAGCAGCAACACCGAUGGAAACAACAAACCAGAGGAGCACGGAGCCGCAGGGAACAACCAGACAACAGGAGCAGCAGGAGGAGACACCGACAGCCAGCCUGUCCCUGAAGGCAGCGCUGUCCUUACAGCAGAUAACAGCCCCAGUGUAGGGGCAGGCGGUAAGGCGGAGCCUGUUGACGGGGCAGUGGUGGGGGGAGGGGGUGACACAGGGACUGGUGUCCAGGCGGAGGCUGUGGCCAAGCCUGAGACUGAGGCAGCUCCAGUGGUUGACAUUCCCACUUCCUCAGUGGUCGCGACUGUUGCCACCACCAAUGGUACGGCCGAACCGGCCUGCCCUGAUCACAGCCCCGCAGGAGGCUGCGCCACCAACGCCACCACCAACUCUGAGAACAAGAUGGCUGCCGUCAAUCCUCCAGAGACAGCAGUGGAGAAGAAACAGGAGGAGAUCUCUAACAGUGACGGCAGCAACAACAACAACAACAACAGCAAAACCUCAGAACCCUCCCAGCAUUCUUUGCCAGCUCUUGUCAGCAGUUUGGACAAUAAAAAGUAAUGCUUUGUCUCUUGAGUUGCGGGAAUUCAAACAUAUAUAUUAAAAAAAAGACUUUUGCUUGCACCGUACGGUGCCCUGAAGUUGCCAAUCUGUAUAAAUGUUGUUUGUUUGCAUUGUAUUGUCAGACUGUGUCAAUGGUAGAUAUACAGCCCAAGUCACAUGACUCUGGGAAGACGUAGGCCGUUCCACCCACAGAGCUGGGGUAUAGGAAGGCUUACGAACCAGUGUCAUCAUGCCAAUUAGUGAUAGACGUCAGUGGUGGGAAUGCUCGAAGGGAGAUUAAUCCAUCAUCACACCAGUGUGUGCCUGUUAUAGUGGCCCCUGUGUUCUCUUGUGGGGUGGGGAGAUGGGUUCGCAUGGGUGUGGAGAAAAUCGAGAACCAAACAUCUGUCAGGAGUUACUGGUCUAAGAAGCAGUGUUGUGAUAGAGUAAUGAAAAGAGAACCUGUUCAUCCCCUUGUCCCAAUGAACUUAAUGUGAACAACCUUUAACUUCUUCAAUCCCACGACCCUGAUCUCUUCCUUUGAACCCUAAACCUUACCCAGUGUUUCUAACCCUUAACCCCGAUCCUUCCGAUCUUAACUUCCCCCAUUAACCAACAACUUCGACCAUCUUCAGACAACAAAAACCUAUAAUCUUUCCUAUCCUUCCCCAGUCCAACAAUCUAAUGUGGCAUCCCAAAGGUUCAGAUGCUGUUAGACGAUCCAACAAAGACUUUGUUUGAAGAGUACCCUUAAACAAACGACCCUAACUUCUCCAUCAACCUAUAACUCAGUCGUCUUUAGUCCCAUACUCAAAUUUACCUUCCCCAGUCCACCAACAAUCUAACGCAACCUUCUUCUUAAACCCAAAACGGCUCAGUUUGCAUCAACUAACUCUUACAAAGUGCCGUCCGAAUUCCCGCUCUAGAUGGCGAGGGGAGAUGCCUGCUGUUGUAGCAAGGGGCUAGAUGCCAUUAAUCCUAUAAAUGGGGAUAAUGGAGUCCACUUUUGGACAUUCAUUGUGUUGUACUUGGUUCAUCCCAAUUUCCCCACCUCAUUGGAUUGUCUAUUUAGGAAAGUAACAAUUGCAACGUCAGAGAGGUCUUGGGGGCUGAGGUUUCAGACAAGCACUUCAUUUGAAGCCUUCUGGUACAUUUACACCAGCGUCCCGAACUUUCCCAUUAACCAGUGACUGUCUUUAGACAACAGAAAACACAACGUCUUAAUAACAAAUAGCAGUAACCUUCCCCUUGUGACGAAAUGUACCUUUAGCAGUCCACCAACAAUCUUAAGUAUUCUUCCUUCUCAACCCAAAAGGGAUCAGUAUGCUUCAAACCUAGUUUUUUCAUAUGCAGCCCCCGAUCAGUUCAGAAGUCGGGAAAGGUGUGGGGCACAAUCUUCAUUUGAGGCAUCCCUACCUUCCAUAUCAGCCUACAACUUAAACCGUGUUCAUUCGAACAGAAAAAACAUCAACGAAACAGCCUUCCCCUAGUGACUAAAACCCAAUCUUACCUUCCCCAGUCCGCCAACGAUCUAUCGUACUCUCCCUCUUCAACCUUUAAUCAGAUGCUGUUAAACGAUCCAACAAGUACUUGAGGUUUACUGAUUCCUUUCAACCAACGUCCCUAACAUCCAAUUUGCUUAACUGUAUUCAUUCAACAAAAAUCAGCCUUCCCCCAAUAACUAAAACCCAAACUUACCUUCCCCAGUCCAUCCUCCUUCUUCUGGAACCACAACGGAGACUCCACCCUGUCCCAGUUGACCAAUAACCAAACGUCCCCAUCAACCAACAAUCCCAGUUAACUCCCCCUCCCCCCAUCUCUUUCCCCACUCGUAUCCCUGAGCUCAGGCAGAAAGGAUGCUGAGCGUCGUGUUCAGCAGGUACGGAGGACGAAGCGAACAGGCGCGGUAGCCUAACAGAUGUUUUCAGUGGUGUCGGUCAAGUGUAGUGAUUGAGUUUUCAUUCGUGAGUCAAGUGUGUCAACUGUGAGCACUAAAUGUGAAAUUGCAAUAUUGCAAUGUCAACACACACAAACUAUAUCUGGGCUGUGUUUCUUUUUUAUAGGAAAAGAUAUUCAGGUCUUCCUAGUCUUCAGAAUAAGUGCUUUCUGUUCCUGAACCUGCUGGACUGGCAUUAUCAACACAAAAAGGAAUCCUCUUUUUGAAGUGGUGAUCUUUGCAUUAUGUACAUUUCUGUUGAAUCCUGAACUGCCAAAAUGAUGUUGUAUCCAAAUUCAGCAGGGACAAGUCCACUUACUGUAUUGAAAGAUCAAAUCAUUGGCGUUGUAAGAUAUAGAUGCUACCAUUUCAGAAAUUGGAAAUCCCCAGAUUGAGACAGGAGAGCUUAUUAAACAAUAACAUUAAAGGAACUUUUUUUUCCUUGAAAUGGAGGGAUUUGUUGUAUGAACCUGCUCCUUCAGACGGAUCUCAAAGGACAAUACCACAAAUCCUGAGAUUAAAGCACAAGCUUGCUGCAUUACAAAGAAGUGCUGAAGAGCUUUUUGUAUGUUAAUAUGGAAUUAAACAGAGUAUGCAUCUCUUUGUUGUGAUGUGACUUAUCCCCACAUUGCCAAUAUUUUUCUAGGAGGAAAUACAAACCUCUGUCUGACAUUAAGGCUCAAGUCUAGUUCAUAUUUUUGGGGGGGAAUUGCUGGGCUUCUGUCUCAGAAACCCCUUCAUCCCCUCACAGUUAGACUAGUGCAUCUCUUUUCUUUCUGGAGCAUGUCUGGGCUGAAAUGUGAUGCUGUUAUUCGUUGGCUUGGUGGCUGUCAGUUCGGGUCUGUCUUUGUCUGGUGAACUGAUCAUGACUUCUGGCUUCUUGUUGGGUACGGGGCAUUAACAAACUCUGGUCUGUUCAUUAACAGUGCCUCUGGUUGUGCUGGAAUCAUUAUUUAUGUCUUUCUUUUUGCAAUAUUGGAGCGUUUUUGCUGAAAUUGUAGUCGUCUGAAAACGUAUUCACCCCCGAGUAGCGUUGAAAGUUCUGUUAUUGGUGUUCAACUCUUCAACCUGGAUGUUUUAUGUGGAAGAUUAUCUCAAAAUGCUUUAAUUUGUCUUACUGCUUUUAUUUAUGAGGGAUUUGUAACCAUGCUAGUGGCAACGUCCGUCUGUCAGUUGGUCUUGACAACUAUAGAGUGCAGCAGGGACAACGUCUCUAAUAGGAUUUUUCCAUUUGAUUAUGGAUUAUUGGGGUAUUAACUUCUGUAUUUUAUGUCUGAGAACAAUCUCUUAAUCUUCUGUUAACUACCGACUUUAUUUCAGACAUCUACUAAAAACCCAUCAACUUCCAGGUGAAGGAACCAGGAGGAGCUAAAUGCUAACUCAUUUUUGGGUUAGGACUAAUUCCUGCAGCACGCAGUUGGAGAAGUGACAUGAAAGUUUGCACAGACGGAUGAAUCCUACUUUUUAUCCAGCGCCACCACAAAGUUCACAACUUUGGCUUUUAGUGACAUAUCUCAACAACUAUUGGAUCAAAUUUCAUACAGAUAUCGGUAGUGCCAAGAGCAUAAAUCCUAAUGAUGUUCCUUUUAUCCUCUAGCGCCACCAUCAGGCCGACUUUUUAAUGUGUCCAAUACUUAGGUUUAAUACCUGCAGAACUAAUAACAUUCCCAUCCGUCUCAGCUGCACUUCACUUUUAAUUCUAAUUAGCAAAUGUUAAUAUGCUAAACUAAGAAGGUGAACAAUGGUAACCAUUAGCAUGUUAGCAUUGUAACUAACCCUUUUUAAGUCCCGCCCCUUCUAUAAAAACUCUGUCAGCUUUUUCCUUUCCUUUUUUCCCAGGGUGGCGGAGUCAUGACCCGCCCUAGCUUGCAUCUGAUUGGCUUGUACUUGUUGCCCUCGUUGGAUGGAGUGGUUAGGUUUAGGCAUGAGGAGUGGGGUAAGGAUAUCAGUGUAAGCCAGUCAGAGGUAGAGUAGGGCGGGUCAUGACUUCGCCAUCCUGGGAAAAAAAAAAUUGCUUCCUGUACUUAGCUAUGCUACAUGCUAGGCUAAUGUAUGUUGAAAAGUCAACCACAUUCUGAAGAUAAUUACAAAAUAAAAGAGACAAAUAUUCCUAUCAUCAAGUGUUAGCUAGCCUUUGCUAACAUUAGCUAACUUGAGAUCCGAGAUUCCGUCCCGGAAGUUGCGACAUUCAACCAAUCCCAGUGAAUUCUGUGCAACCUUACAAUUUUGUCCAAUCACUGCAACUUUUUUACAAAUUUUAGCAAUCUUUGUAGUUUGAAGGUGAUCUGUCUCUUUCACGGUGAACCAUACGUCACCAAAACUCACUUCCUCCUCCUAGUUGUGAAAAUGCAGCCGUGUGACGCCAACGUCUCACAUUUACCCUCCAAACUCAGAUUUUUAUUCUCACUGAAGAAGUUUUCUGUUUCUCACGCAAUUUUAUUCACAAUUGUGUUUUUUAGAAAAGCUGCUGUGAAAUCAGGAAUUUAAGGUCGCAACCAAUCCUGGAGGGACUGUCGUACACAGAACAAAAAGGGGCGGGGCUUAGGAAGGGUCAGUUGUGAGGAUGUUAGCAUGUUGAUGUUAGCAUUUAGCUGAGCUGAACAGAGCUGCUAGCAUGGCUGUAGACUCUCUGGGGCAGGGUGAAAUUUGUGCCUGUUUUUAUUGACACAGUUCUGCACAGACGUCCAAUAAUAGCAAAUUAUACGUGCACGCGGUUGCGGGGGUGAACACGUUGUUGGGCGACUAUACAAUGUGCUGUUACAGCUGUCUUUUUUUCAUAUCAUACGGACUCUUGUAACUGAAUCAACAUAUCUGACACAACACCUUAUUUUCUGACAUCAGCUGUACAAACUGCCUUCAUUCAGAAGACCCCAGAAAAGAGAAAAUCUCUGUAACAUUUCCACAUGUUUGGCCACAGUGUUGUCUGAUAAAUGUAAUGUGUCUCUUACGAAGAGUUUAGCCAUUCGAACAUGGAAGGAAAAGACUGCAAUUCUGAGAAAAUGGCAACUAAUAUGUCCCCAAUUCCUUAUGAAUUCCAUUCGUUGUGUGUUUUCUUUGUCGGCUUUCUCGGGUGGACGUUCUCCCUCAUUAGUCGUCAUCACUCCACCAGGUUUUCUUUAGACGAGCCCGAACUUGUGUUCCAGACAAACUGGACCUUUCCCUCUGUACAGUAGGUACCUAGAGUGCCUUUCUUCAAACAGCAGAUAAUAUUUGUCUCUUGACUUGCACUGUGACUUGUAGAACCUUACUAACCCUCCGGAUAAAUCCUCCCACCCCGACCCGCCUCCCCCUCCGAGAGCUCCCCCCCCCGAACCUCCGGAGCACAAACCCGGUCCCUUCACCUCAGGCUGCCAGUAGUCAAUGCAAGUUACCAACUACGUUCAUAUUCUCACACAGCCGUUUAGAGUGACCAGAUAGUGUUUUGUUGUUGUUUAUUAUAGGAGUUGCCUUAAAUGUGUUUUAUUUUCCUUUAUUAAACUUUUACAUUAUUAAAAAAAAAAAAAUCGCUGCAGACGCUGGCGAAGCUCAGAGGUCGAUUGGCGAGCUCCAAAGAGAGGAUUGUUAGUGAUGAGAUCUCGCUCGGUGUGGCAGCCAGCUGUUUGACGCACUUUUGGUUCGACCAGUAUUAUUAUCAGAGUGUAAAGAACGGGGCGGUCCGGUUCCCGUGUAGUCGGCUCCUCGGUCAGGACUCGGGAGCUGUUUUUGUUUUCAUCGUUCCCACCGUGCUGUGGUUCUUCUUCUUCUUCUUGUGUUUUCGGAGGAGUUUGUUAUAAUCAGGUCACGCAAAGCCGGAGCCUGUGUGCAUUUGGAACGAACAAACUUUAGACCCAAUUAGCAACAUCUGUCCACUCUGGUGGAACGCAUGCCUUCUUAUGCAAAUUUUUAUACAAGAUUUGUCAAACCUUUUUAAUAUGCAUUUUAUUUUAUUUACUUUUGUUCUUUUUUUAAAAACUCAAGUCACCUUUUUUUCUUUUGGCAUCCUGAUGCCAGUUGUGUGCAGUUCAGUGCGGUAGCCAUCCACGGUAGAAUGUAUGGAAGCUCAUUUCUGCCAAUAUGAAAGGAAAAAAGAUCUUUCUCAUUGCAAUGAGAAACUUUAUCAACUUAUUGACUUAGUAAAAUAAUGACUUUGUGAUACUAAGUCAGAAUAUUGUAAAACUAUCCUGUUCAUUUGAGAGAGUUUCUCAUUAUAAUGACUUUCAGAAUCUUUUUUUUCCUCACUUUGGCUGAAAUGAGCUUCCAUAAAAACGGAGACAUUUCUUCCUGCAAGCAGAGUUUUAACAGAUGGAGCAGCGAAAUGCUCCUUAGUUUAGAUUUUAAUUUGGCUAAUGCACCAUGCUGAAUGUCGGGAGGGGGUUCGUGUCUAAAUUGUGUCAUUGUAUUAUAGAGAAAAGAAGUCCUCGGUUUCUAUUUAGUCGAGCUCUAAAAGUGAAUUUAUCCAAAGAACUCUACAUUUCUGUUUGGAAGCCUUUAAUGUUGCAUAUCAUUUGGAAAUUAAUUUCUGCGUCAGCAUCGUGUGCAAGCUGAGAGGACCGUGUUUGUAUUAGAGGAAGUCUUAUAUGCAUUGAAACGUUCGCCUCCAGCUCCCCCGUGUGGUAAAGUUUUCAGCUUUUUACUUUAAAAAAACAAACAAAAAACGAUCAAGUCAUGAUUGUGGCCUUCUAGUAUUCUGUCGAUAACAUGACAUCACCCCGUCGUUACGGCUCGCCAUCCAUCCUGUCCGGACCCAACUGUACACCUGAAGCUUCUUACCUCAUCCACAGCUAAUUCCAUUGGGGGUGUGUUGAGUGCAAAAAAAAAAAGAAUAAAAAAUAAAAGAAGUCUUUUUUUAUCUUCCAUUUGGUGAGAUGCAUUGUAGCGAUAUGAAUAAAGAAAAAGUUCACCUGGUGUGCUGAAUAAUGUGUAAAUUGGUAAUUACACAAUCUGAAUAUUUGUAUAAUUGUUUGUAUUUUUUCAUAAUGAUUUUGGAAAGGAAUGUGUUUAUUUUUUUGACUUCUGUUCCAGAUGUGUCUUCUGUUGGCCUGACAUUGUGACUGGUCUGGUGGGAUUCUUACCUCUGUAUUGAGCCUCUUCUGUGAUGAAUUCUUUGUAUGCAGUGUUUAGGAAAUACUGUAGGGAACAUGGGGAGGAGUUGAUAUUAGGAGCAUUUGAUCAAUUUGUAUUUAUUUAUUUUAUCAUUUUGUUAAUAAAUUGUGAAAAGCA
Molecule: messenger RNA, 9914 nt
Organism: Dicentrarchus labrax (European seabass)
Lineage: Eukaryota; Metazoa; Chordata; Actinopteri; Moronidae
Gene: phf21ab
Product: PHD finger protein 21Ab
Biological process (GO): negative regulation of transcription by RNA polymerase II
Cellular component (GO): histone deacetylase complex
Molecular function (GO): chromatin binding
Source: RefSeq, a predicted model, not a curated record